CUGAGGUGUUUCAUUUGUUUGAGGCUCCGCCGCCGGGCAGGCACGAGAGCUUCCUCUUAGCUCAGUGUGAAGAAUUACUGUUUUAAAUAGAUUAACGUUUGCUAAGCUAUACAGAGAGUUUGUAUCCCAAGCGUACAGGCUACAUUUCCCUGCAUGGGAGACGUUACAGUUACAAAAAUGAGCAGUCUGAGGGUCUGUAAGGAGCCAUUCGACAGAACCAUCUCUGAACCUGUGGAGGACACAGACACCACCAGCUUUGUGGCAGAAUUUUCCUUGGAGGCCAAUCAUCCAGUACAGGUGACAGAUCCCCACGCAGACGCUGUGACACUCCACCUGAGCUCCAUGCCAUCUGCUUACCUGAGCCCCUCCUCAAACAGAAUAAGACAGCCAGUUGAAGAUGCUGAAGAAUGCACCUGCCCAACAUCUAUGUCACCAGACUACCCCAAAGAACUGCAGUUACUAAAUAGCCCCUGUGAAAAGUGCUACUACCCAGCACCUCCACCCAAGAUCAGUGACCUCAUGAAUGACAAAGAUCUCCUGGACUUACUGAGGCUCAAAUUGGAUCCAAACCAUUGCACCAUCAAAAACUGGAAGAACUUUGCAAGUCGCUGGGGGAUGAGCUACGAUGAACUAACCCUGUUGGAGCACCGGACUCAGGGCUCCUUGUCCCACAGCCCCACCCAGGAGUUCCUGUUGCGAUACAACCAGAAGACGGUGACUGAGCUCACUGAACUUUGCCGCAUCUACCAGCGCAUUGAUGUGCUGCGGCUGCUGCAGAGCUGGAUAGAGAAGGACUGGCCGUCACGUUGGCAGCAGACUCUUUAGCCAGAUUGAUUCAUUGUAUAUUUUUCCCAUGUCUCUUUUCUUCUGUCAGGGUUGUAUUUGUUAGGGACUUCAUAAGCUUGAAUACAUUUUACCAAAGUUUUAUCAUCAGUAACUUUAGCAAAUGAUCUUCAGAAAGCUCUGAUCUACCCUGAAAUGUCUCAGCAACUGUUGGAUAACCCUGUACAUUCAUAACCUGAUAUUUGUAAUUCAUGAUCCCAAGAGAAUUUUCCUCUUGCACCACCACCAGGGUCAUUUCUGUUUAGUCACUGACAUCUGUCAUCUUGAUGGGGUUUUUUUUCCCACAGGUGAACUUUUCCACUAGCACAUCCUUAAGGUUUGUGGAUCUGUGGAUUUGAGUGAAUUGUUGGAUGUUUUGCCAAGAAAUUUGGUAUAGACACUCAUGUUCCCCUCAUAAUGAAUUCCCAUAAAUUUGGUGAUUGUUUUUUUUUUUAUCUGCUCAAAAUUUUAGUUUGUCCAAUAUUUUUUAGGAUCAGAUACCUGAAAAACUGAUAUUCCUGUCAUCCUCAGUUGUACUUUCUGUUUAGCGCUAAUUAUCAAAUACUAGCAUUCUCAUACUAUUUAAAAUGGUGAACAUCAUAGAUAUUAUACCUGCAAAACACCUGCAUGUGAACAUUGUCAUCAUGUGCACGUUAGCAUGCAAACAUAGCAUAGCAUUCAGUACAGCCUCACAGACUGGUUAAAGUACAUUUAAUUACACAUAUCUGGAUAACAAUACAUUGACAAUAUCCCUGGAAUAACAACUGUAUUACUGUUGUUCUGUUGUUGUGGAAAGGCGCUAUUUAAACAUCACAACAAAUUAUAAAUACAAUAGAUCAACAAGAAAGUUAAUUCUUUCACAGGUAACACCUUAAUUUGUUCAAAGCAAACAAAUUAUUUUCCUCUUUGUUAAAGUAGCAAAGAAAAAUAUUUAAGCAGUUUUAAACAAUUAAAACUUUUAAUGCUCUCAUUAAUGUCUUUGUCAUUUCCAUGUUUUUUAUGCUUGAGAAAAAACAGAAUUUUUUUUUUUUUUUAAUUUCUUUGUGUAAAAUAAAUACAUGUCAAACUAUAAAAAGCUUUUUGUGAUUUGUAAAGGAAACUGAGGAGCAGUAUAUUAAAUAUAGACUAUUACAACCAAAAAA
Messenger RNA from Scatophagus argus, 1964 nucleotides. It is a transcript of the gene edaradd, whose product is annotated as EDAR-associated death domain. The transcript has 6 exons. The record is from RefSeq and is a predicted model, not a curated record. NCBI's taxonomy places the organism in Eukaryota, Metazoa, Chordata, Actinopteri, Scatophagidae. Gene Ontology annotation, molecular function: protein binding. Gene Ontology annotation, biological process: signal transduction. Bases 154 to 825 code for a protein of 223 amino acids.